Molecule: messenger RNA, 2265 nt
Organism: Eimeria mitis
Lineage: Eukaryota; Apicomplexa; Conoidasida; Eucoccidiorida; Eimeriidae
Source: RefSeq, a predicted model, not a curated record
AUGGCUUUCAGGGGGGGGAGUGGGGGUGGGGUGCAGAGAGAGAAAGAGAAAGAGAAAACAGAGAGAGAGAAAGAGAAAGAGAAAGAGAUAGAGACAGAGAAAGAGACAGAGGAGACAGGGGGGUUAGAGGGGGCAGGAACAGAGCAGAAAGAGGAGACAGAGAAAGAGAAAGAGAAAGAGAAAGAGAGAGAGAAAGAGAAAGAGAGAGAGAAAGAGACAGAGAAGAAGGAGACAAAGGAGACAAAGGAGACAGAACAAAUAUGCUUGGGGCUGGCUAUGCGGGCGGUGGGGUUUCCUAUCACCACGCUGCUGCGAGGGGCGGCAGCAGCAGAGGGAGAGAGAGAAAAACAGCAGCAGCAGCAGCAGCAGCAGCAGCAGCAGCAGCAACAGCAGCAGCAACAGCAGCAACAGCAGCAGCAGCAGCAGCAGCAGCAGCAGCAGCAGCAGCAACAGCAGCAGCAACAGCAGCAACAGCAGCAGCAGCAGGAGACAGAGGAGACAGCGAAGGAGACAAGCUCUCAUUCAUGGCGACGAGCGAAUGAAGAUGACGCCGCGCAGCAUCCCCCUGCAGGAUGGGAGGAAGACGGAGAGCCGGACGCAGCAGGCUAUGCAGCAGGGGGACAGGGGGCUGUAGAAGCUCCGCCUAGUGGCCGUCGCAGGCGGGAUAAGGGUUCUGGUCGUGGGGGUGUUGGGGGCCCCCAGGGGGGGCCCCCCUCGGGGGGUUCACCUCGGUAUGGGGGGCCCCCCUACACAGAUAUAGGGCAGCAGCAGCAGGGGGGCAUGAGAGCGAGGGGCCCCCUACCCUCGCAGGCAGCAUUGGCUGCUGAGGCCCUUGGGGGGGGCCCCAUGCCCCCUUUGGGGGGCCCCCCGGGGAGACUAUCACAAGGUCGGGGUAGAGGGUCUUGGAUGCCCUUUGGGGGCCCCAUGGGUAUGCGUCACCCCUUCGGGCCCAUGGGGGGCCCCGGCAUGCCCCCCUUCAUGCCGAUGGGGGCCCCCGGGGGCCCCCAUGGGCCCCCGGGGCCCCCCGGGGGAGGUGUACCCAUGGGGGGCCCCCCACUAGGAGCUUACCCGGGGGGCCCCAAUGGCAUGCCGCCCCCUAUGGAGGGGCCCCCAGCAAGCGGGGGGCCCCCCUUUGUUGACCCGGUAGGGGGCCCCCAUGGGGGGCCUCAUGGGGGAGAGGUACAGUCGAGGAUGAUGGGGGGCCCCCAGAUGGGGGGCCCCCCCCCCAUGGGUAUGGAGUUGGGGGGCCCCCACCCCCGAGGGGGGCCCCCCAUGUUCAUGCCGCAGCACAUGCACCUUCAGGGGGGCCCCGGUAUGCCUCCUCCUCCCCCCCCUGAGGCUUUUGCUAUGCAGGGUAUGUCAGCUGAGUGGUUGGGGGGCCCCCCAGGGGGCCCCCCUGUGGGGCCCCAUAUGGGGGGGGGCCCCAUGGGGCCCCUCAUGCCGCAGCAGCAAACAGACAUGCAUGCUGCAGCGGGAGACCCAGCAGCAGCAGCAGCAGCAGCAGCAGCAGCAGGGUACAGUGCAGGGGAGGCAUCGCUUCGGGUAGGGGAUGCUGGGGGGCCCCCCUUGGUGCGAUCAGGGGGGCCCCUAGGGGGCCCCCAUGAACUGCAGCAGCAGCAACAGCAGCAGCAGCAGCAGCAGCAGCAGCAGCAGCAAGGACUGGGGGCCCCUGAAACAGCAGAUGCAGGGGCCCCCAAGACAGCUGAGGAGAUAGAGGAGGAGACCCUCUUCGCUUGGCUUGAGAAGGCCUUGGAGAAGGCAACCCCUCAAAGGCUGCUGCAGCAGGUUGGGCCUCUGCUGCAGCCAGAAGACCCACCAGCAGCAGCAGCAGCAGCAGCAGCGCCAGCAGCAGCAGCAGCAGCAGCAGCAGCAGCAGCAGCAGCGGGCUCACAAGAAUCUGUAGAGGCAUCGACGCUGCGUUUGCUGCUGGAGCUCAAAGAGGAGACACCCGAGAGUUCCGCUGCCGACUCAGCAGCAGCAGCAGCAGCUGCUGCUGCUGCAGCUGCAGCAGCAGCAGCAGCAGCAGCAGCAGCAAAAAUUGUAAAAGAAGAAGCAGACGAUGACCCAGAGGGGCCCCCACCGCCGCAGCGGCAGUGCAGGAGGGGCCCCCAAGAGGAAGACAGGGGGGCCCCCCAGUAUAAAUGCAAACGGGGGGGAGGCAAAGAAAUACCGCAGUGCUCCCGAAAGGCAUCCUGCGGGGACCCACAGCAGCAGCAGCAGCAGCAGCAGCAGCAGCAGCAGCAGCAGCAGCAGCAGCAGCAGUAG